AUGAUGUCGGGGUGGGAUAUCCCGUCAAGCUUCCUGACGGACGAAGAGCUUCGCGAGUUCGGUUUCGCGGACAUUUCCCAUGAUGGUCAGAACGGACCACAGCAGACGCAGCAGACUAACGAGACGAACCGCAUGCCCACAGAACUGAUAGGCUUGAACGCCGCUCCUCCUACGUCGGGAAGCGACGACAACAUGCCAAAAGUUGCGUGGGCCCAUGGCUGCCUCGAGGAGUCGAUCGCACCUACCAAUGGCUUUACCAACGCGAUCCCCACUACGGCACGAGAGCAGACGACCCAUGAGAUGGGCGUCAAACGCGUGCUCAAGUCCACCGUGGUCGCUGGCACAGCCACUGGGUCGCAGGCCAACAACAAGAAGAAGAGGAGUUGCCGUCCAAAUCCCGACAAGACGCUGGACAAGAAGACACGAAACAUAACCAACACCCGCAAAAGAGGCCUCUUUGACAAUCACAGCAGCGGCAGUGCUACGAGCAGGCCAUUUCUAGCAAAAGAAGAGAACGGCUUGGCAGAUAUCCACAACCUUCCUUGCGUCGACGGAGAGAAAGCUAUCCCCGGUGGUGGCGGUGAGAAGCCUCGAUCCAGCCAGUACAGAGGUGUCACCAAGCACAAGCGCAGCGGCAGGUGGGAAGCACACAUUUGGGUCAAAGAGACAGGCAAACAGAUGUACUUGGGCGGAUAUGAUAAGGAAGAGCACGCCGCCGAGGCCUAUGACGUCGCCGCAAUGAAAUGCAAAGGGGGCAAGAACGGGCGAAAAGUCAAGCUGAAUUUCCCAGAGGCGAAGUACACAGAGCUGAGUGGAUACAUGGCUUCUGUAAGCCUUGAGGAACUGGUCAUGGCGAUUCGCAGGCAAAGCCAAGGUUUUGCGCGUGGCUCGUCCGGUUUCCGCGGCGUGACCCAGCACCCUAACGGCAGAUGGGAGGCGAGGAUCGGCAUGCCGAACUCGAAGCACAUCUAUCUUGGCCUGUACAACGAGGAAAGCGCUGCGGCGCGGGCUUACGACAUGGCCCUCGUUCGGCUCCGUGGACCAGGGGCUGCCACCAACUACACCCUGGCCAAUUACAAGGAUGAGCUCAUGGCCUUCGAGGACGACAAGCCCGGUGGUGCGCAGCUCGAGGCUAAGGCUGCUUGCAAGGAGGAGGUCAAGAACAAGGAGGCUUGA
Messenger RNA from Micromonas commoda, 1176 nucleotides. RefSeq names its product AP2-like protein. Gene Ontology annotation, molecular function: DNA binding; DNA-binding transcription factor activity. The transcript has 2 exons. Lineage: Eukaryota; Viridiplantae; Chlorophyta; Mamiellophyceae; Mamiellales; Mamiellaceae. The coding region runs from base 1 to 1176 and encodes 391 amino acids. Gene Ontology annotation, biological process: regulation of DNA-templated transcription. The record is from RefSeq and is a predicted model, not a curated record.